Messenger RNA from Coccinella septempunctata (seven-spotted ladybird), 3332 nucleotides. RefSeq lists its product as uncharacterized. The coding region runs from base 158 to 3100 and encodes 980 amino acids. Lineage: Eukaryota; Metazoa; Arthropoda; Insecta; Coleoptera; Coccinellidae. Gene Ontology annotation, molecular function: RNA polymerase II cis-regulatory region sequence-specific DNA binding; DNA-binding transcription factor activity, RNA polymerase II-specific. Gene Ontology annotation, biological process: regulation of transcription by RNA polymerase II. The transcript has 9 exons. The record is from RefSeq and is a predicted model, not a curated record.
UGUCAAUUUGAUACUUGCCGUUUCGUCCAUUGGAAACCUGGAACCAGCUGAUUUGAGUUGAUACUAAAAUGUUCCGGUUUUCCAAGUACUUUUUGUUGGAUUUACAUGUGUAGUUUUGUAUAUUUGUGUCUUGUAAACGAAGAAUCAUAUCAGUGUUAUGGAAAACCACAAAGGGCCAGUAGAAUUCAAAGGAUUUCAGCAAAAUUCAGAUAGAUAUACUGAUACUACAGACAAUGAUUGCAAGAAUCAAGUGAAAGAGGAAUCCGGCGAACUUGUUGAUGGAUAUUUGGGAAAUGUUCAUAAUUUGAGCGAUAGUGGAUACCAAAUCAGUGAAACAUCAAGGCAAACAAUAUUGAACAUCUUGGAGCAAAUAAAAUCUUUGCCGCCACUUGAAAGGUUCCUGAUUUACAUCAAAUUGAACGAACAAAUAUCUAAUGGUGGAGAUCCAUUGAAACAGCCUUUAAAUCCUUUGGGAAGCCGAUCUGAAGUGUGUAGAACUAUAUCAUGGAUCAAAACACAUUUGGAAGAGGAUCCAGAGAUUUCACUACCCAAGCAGCAAGUUUAUGAUGAGUAUACAUUAUACUGUUCAAAGAUCAGGAUGAAACCAUUAUCGCAGGCAGAUUUUGGUAAGGUAAUGAAGCAAGUUUAUCCAAAAGUGAAAGCCCGAAGAUUGGGCACAAGGGGAAAUUCCAGAUAUUGCUACUCUGGCCUCAGAAAUUGUACAAAACUAAAAAUCCCUAAGUUGCCUGCCUUAGAUGAAGAUUCGAAUGCCAUGCAAUUAAUGGGUAUUCAGGACGAGAAGAAACCUCUCACGCAGGCUUCCCUGGCAACAGCUGCUUGGCUGAUAGUGAAGCAAUGGUCAGAAAAUCAACUUAACGCUUGCUUUAACUCACUUCAAGCUCUUGCAUUUUUUCUCAUAAUCAAUUAUUCAGUGGGGAUAGGUACCGAGGCAGCAAAUCAAAUCAGUUCGAUGACUUCUUCUGAAGUAUCAGAAGAUAAUGAAGUUAUGAAGUCUGAUCAGUCACAUAGAGAUGUACAAAUACAGUUGCAAAAAAAGAUUCUUCAAAAGGAAGAAGCGAUUAAGGAUAGGAAAAGAAAAUUACAGUCCACAAGAUUAAAAUCUUCCCACAAGAAGAAAAGCAGAAUAACGUCUGCUGUCGAAGCCCUGAGUGAAGCAUCUCCCAGUGAAAGCAGUGCCAGCUCUAACACCAGUCCAAUUGAGGGCAAAUCAAUCUGUGAUAAAUAUCAGGACUAUAAUAAUAAACCUGCUUCGUUACCUGACUUCAACUGUUUUCAGAAAUCUGUUGUAAUAGAGGAGAGUAAUCCGGAGGACAAUACUUCAGUCAAAGUAUCGGCAACACAGGCUGAUCUGGCCAGACAAACGGAUUUACCCUCCCCCAAGAGCAUAGGUAUAAAGUACAAAACUGUCCAGCCUAAGCCCCUGUAUCAAUUAUGUGAUAAUAUGUACAACCCGCUCAUAGUAGCGGACAAUCGAUCUCAAAACUCAGAACCUAUUAGUGAUAAGAAAACAGAAACAGACGAAUUCCAAACAGAACUGCCUUUGUCAAGGGAACGACUGAACAGUAUCAGUAAUGUUGAUAAGGAUGCGAUGGAUGAUUAUUUGGGUAAAAAUAAUAGCCAACACGAGGAGGAGAUAUCGAAAUAUUUCAGUAAAGAAAACGAUAUCACCGAGGCAGAAGACACAUCAAAAAUAUCUCAACUGAGACAACUCCUACAGGAAAACGAUUUUACCAAGGCUAAAAUUUCCGAUCCGGAAAUAAAUAGUUCAGGAGAUGUGAAGGUCAGCUCCCACAAUUCCCCUGUCAUCAACUACCAACCUGUCGAUUUGAAUGUGAUGCAGAACGUGUCUGGUACUUCAGGGGGUGCUCGAAGGAGAGUUAGUUUUGAUGUGAUGCUUCAGGAUGAUAGUGUUCCCUGCAGUCCUAACACAAGACGUAAACAUUUCAGUUUUACACCAAUCUCUCCCGGUCCUCUUUCUCCUACCGGUAACGGAAGACAGUCUAAGGGUUCCAGUACCAAUGUCAGUCCUUUUGUGAGUCCUAGGAAUACUCCUGUGCCCAAAGGAAGGAAUUUUCAAAACAGUGGCCUCACCCUGCAGAUUCUACCUACUCGCAAAAUGAGUGGAAGCACAUCUACAAAAGUGAAAAAAGAAAUUGAUCUCAGCCCAGAUUUGGUUCUCGAGAAUGAAACAACGGGGCAAGUAACUCAACAUCCCAAGAAAAAUUUUCUAGCAAUGUCGGCUCCACCCAGUCCCAUAUUACCCAAUAAAUCCAUGCUUCAGACUCUGCUUAACACGAACGGUAAAGUAUCGUACACUCCAAAUUAUAUAAAUCAGCCACUUUUGAAACAAGACAAUAAGUCGACAGAAAUAUGUCAGGUAGUUACGAACUCGCCCGUGCUGAGUUUGUCUGACGAUGUAGGUUUCAGGUCGCAAUCUGUACCGUUGAACCAAAUGAUAGAAAAGAAUACAUUUUUACUUACCGAUAACGGAUUUUUACCUCCAUUGUCUCAGGACGAUUUCAACGAAUUGGACACGAUAGAGGAUGAGAAAUUAGGUGUUACAAACAUUAUAAAUUCAUUGAACGCUCAAGUUUACAAUAACAAUAACGUUGAGAUCAUCUCCUUAGAUGAUAAACUGAUUCAGGAUAACCUUGAUAAAAACGAUAUCCUACUAACCAAUACAAAUUUUGAGAAGCCCUGCAGAAACUUGGAAAGAUCACAGAGCAUUGAUAUCAUCAGUUUUGAUCAGAAAAUUCUGUCUAGGUCUGUACCCAGCACACCCCUACCGUUUCUCCAAAUCGCACAACCAAACGAAGAUAUAGUAAUCCAAAAUUCGCAUUCGUAUCCUUCCACUCCUUUGAUAGCCGAUGAUUCAUUCAAUUACAGUUUGAGGGAUUGUUUGAUAAAUGGCCAACCAAUCAAGAAUGACGAACUUUCACAAGUUUACAAUGAAGCUUUCGUUACUUUUGAACCACUUGAUGGAGAUAAUAACAUAGUUUUAGAAAGUAACCCGGAUAUAAACUUUCUUGAUAAAACAUCUAUCACUUCUGACCAAAAUUUCAAUAUUCGUAUCAAUUAAACCUUUGAACCCAAAACGACCCUUGAGUUAGUAUUGCUCCAAAUGAUUAAUCAUAAACACUUUGAUUUUAUAAGAGGUAUCAUUUUGAAUGAAUUCAUCCUUACAGGGUUUAACAAAGCAUAAUUCUGUCUUUAACAUUGAUCUCACUGUUUCGGUCCAGUCGUCAGGUUUUUUAUUUACAUAUUUGAUAAUGAAACCGUGUUGUUAUGGCUUAAAAAUGUGGAAGUUUUAU